This is a messenger RNA of Xyrauchen texanus (razorback sucker), 2516 nucleotides long. It is a transcript of the gene ppm1la, whose product is annotated as protein phosphatase, Mg2+/Mn2+ dependent, 1La. Gene Ontology annotation, molecular function: cation binding; protein serine/threonine phosphatase activity. NCBI's taxonomy places the organism in Eukaryota, Metazoa, Chordata, Actinopteri, Cypriniformes, Catostomidae. The record is from RefSeq and is a predicted model, not a curated record. Bases 574 to 1659 code for a protein of 361 amino acids. Gene Ontology annotation, biological process: protein dephosphorylation. The transcript has 4 exons.
CGUUGAAAUAUAGUCUGACGUAGGCUUCUCAAACUAACAAAUAUGUAUGGUGUGAUUUAUUACGGUUAUUUGCGUGUGUUUAUCAUUGCACCUGGCGUUGGUCUAAAUGAGUGGUGCUGCAUGCAUGGAGCACACAUCAGUCAGUAACGCAGCAUGCAGAGGAAGUCGGCAGACAACGUGUGCGUCGACGAAUUAGCGAUAUAAAGCGGCAUAAAACUACCGCGACGAACGUAAUCGAGUAACAUAACAGCCCGCGUUGCCCUAUUGCGAAUGGAGAGACUCGAAAACCGUAACUAGCGGCACAGAUGGCUUUAUUGGAGGGACUGUAUUCGCUGUCGUUGGGGGUAAUGGGAUCUCUACGGUUAUAUGCAGCCUGUCGGUAGGACACGGCAGCCAAACUGCAGCGGAAAGCCACUGCGAUAUCUCGUAUCGACUGGCGAUAUAUAUACAAAGUGCACAGAGUGUCUUUUUUUCGGUCUUUGACUCGUCUAACUGCAAAUGGGCUUUAAUAUUGGUCAAAUGAAGUAAUUUGAAGCCUGCAAUUCAGUCCCCGGGUGCAGUCUUGAGCGUGUGAUGAUAGGAGACACAAUGACGCUUUUGUCUCUUUUGGGUCGCAUCAUGCGUUAUUUCUUACUCAGGCCAGAGACCUUGUUUCUGUUGUGUAUCAGCUUGGCCCUUUGGAGUUACUUCUUCCACACUGACGAGGUGAGGACCAUCGUCAAGUCCAGCCGGGAUGCCGUGAAGAUGGUGAAGGGGAAAGUGGCGGAGAUGAUGAUGAACGACCGGCUCGGGGGUCUGGACGUCCUGGACGCGGAGUACUCCAAAACAUGGGAGUUCAAGAACAACAAUGUCGCUGUGUACUCGAUACAGGGCCGAAGAGACCACAUGGAGGAUCGCUUUGAAGUCCUAACCGAUCUGGCGAACAGGAGCCACCCUUCAAUAUUUGCUAUUUUUGACGGCCACGGUGGAGAGGCAGCCGCUGAUUAUGUGAAGGCCCACCUGCCCGAGGCUCUGAAACAGCAGCUGCAGGCCUACGAGCGGGAAAAGAAAGACAAUGCCCUCUCCUAUCCCACAAUUCUAGAACAGCGCAUUCUGUCUGUGGACAGGGACAUGGUGGAAAAGUUAUCUGCCUCCCAUGAUGAAGCAGGCACAACUUGUUUGCUUGCCUUGUUGUCAGACCGGGAACUGACAGUGGCAAAUGUAGGGGACUCUCGGGGUGUUCUCUGUGAUAAGGACGGCAAUGCUGUGGCACUGUCACAUGACCACAAGCCUUACCAGCUAAAGGAGCGCAAGAGGAUCAAGAGAGCAGGUGGUUUCAUCAGUUUUAAUGGAUCUUGGCGCGUUCAGGGUAUCCUUGCCAUGUCGCGCUCACUGGGUGACUACCCUCUUAAGAACCUGAAUGUGGUCAUCCCAGACCCAGACAUCUUGACCUUUGACCUGGACAAGCUACAGCCCGAGUUCAUGAUCUUGGCCUCCGACGGUCUGUGGGAUGCAUUCAGCAACGAGGAAGCUGUGCGCUUUGUCCGGGAACGAUUGGAUGAGCCGCUCUUUGGUGCCAAAAGCAUUGUGCUGCAGUCCUUCUACCGCGGCUGCCCCGACAACAUCACGGUCAUGGUGGUGAAGUUCAAGGGCAGAUCUGGGAGCAAAACUGGAGAGUAAUUUGACUGUAAACCAAUAAACCGCCUCAGUUGUCUUUCCAUGUAUAUUGCCAGAGGCUAAAAAGUGUAAUAUAAGAGGCAAAACAAAUUUCUCACAAAUACAAUAUACUGUAUAGGCACGCAUUUGCAUGUGCAAACAUGCUUUCCCUAUGUUUUUUGUUUAGUUUGUUUUUUGUGCCAAAUGGACACUUUUUAAAAUGUUUUGGAAAUUACUCUUCUUUCAGUUAUCCUGAAAAGAUUAUGUAUCCUGGCCUUACUUACAAAGAGCAAUAUUAUUUGUGAAAUAAACCACAAUUGGCGUAAAUGGCCUUUAUUGCCUUGAAGAUGCACUUUUAGUAGUUUGUUUUCUUUUGUUUUUGUGUAUUAAAGAGCUGUCAAUACUGUAUCUAGCUCUUUCAUUUGGAUGUGCAUGAUCCGCUCAUAUCAGUUUAGAGGAUCUAUGCUGAUUUACACUGGCGCUGUUCAUCUGUUAUACUGUAAGUUAUGGUUAGAUUAAGACUGUAAUGUUGGAUUAAGAAAGAAUGUUGCAACUUGAAUAAACUGUUGAGCUUAAUUUUAAGUCUGUAUCAAAUGAAUAAAUGAUGGUCAAAAGGAAUAAAGCAGUCAUUCCUUCCCUUUUAAGUCACUAUUUCUGUUAGAUACAAUACAAACAUGGACCGUAGGUGGUGUGUUAUGUAAUUAAUAUGUGACCAUUUAAGAUGAUUAAAUUAUCACUGGCAAAAUUCAUUCUCUUUAACUACUAGUUUACUGAAGAAAAAAUACAAUUUCCAUAACAGCCCCAAUCAAAAAAAGUUAAAUUUCUUGCAUUGUGCAAAAUGUAUGUGGGAGUUUGAAGCGAUUAAAUAAACUUAAAUUCAG